AUGCCUCCAUGGGUGGCCUCAGUGCCGCGACUGACCAUCUUUCGCAAGACAGGGUCGAUUGAUCGGAUUCCGCUUGCGCUCCGCUGUCGCAAUGUCCCAAGGUCGCCAUGUACGAGUCUCCGCGCCCGUUUCGCAUCGACGCAUGUCUCGCCGACUGCGAUAAAUCUGCGCCCCAAUGUCCCGCCACGCAACCAGGAGCUAUACGACGCCCUAUCCGCUCUCAGUGGAGCUGCAGAGACACACGUCAACAUUAGCAGAUUACAGCUGGCGUUGCGGGGUCUAGCCGCCCAAGAUGCAGUCACAAGAGUCGCUGUCCUUGGUUUGAAUAGCCAAUUAAGCGCACAACAAUUGGCACGGCUGUUGCUUGCCGACCCAUUGACCGCCGAAGGGCAAUGGGAAAAGGACCUGGCCAAGGCAGGCGUCGGCAAUGAGAAUGCUGUGUUGCUAAAGUACGGCACCGACCCCGACGACGUUACGCCAUCACCACUGUACAGAGUCCUCGCCGUUCCGUCGCGCAUUCUCCAGUCGCAUAAUCUAGAGGUUCUUGUUUCGACGGUAAACGUCAAUGUCAACAAAUCCGUCCCUCAUGUGUCAACAGAAAGCUCCACCGAGUCGCUGUUGGUUCCCAAACUCCAGGCCACUUCUGCCAGAGGAUUGCCUGUCCCAUAUCCGGUGCACAAGACAUUAGUAUUAGGAGAGGGACUCGACAGUGCCAUAUCCUAUGGGAGAUUUUCAGCCGAUGGUCUUGAUGAGAUGCAGGAUAUGGUGAAGUUGGCUAUUGAUCUGCCAGUACCAUCGACCGAGUCAAGUACAGAUCCUAAUGCCGAAAGUGCCGCUAUCAACAUCGCAGUUGGUACCAAGGGACUCGACAGCUUCCGGGAGUCUAUCAAAAACGCAAAUGUCUACGAGCGAGCUUGGUUCCAGAGCGGACUGCCAACACUGUCUCAGUGGCUGGUUCAGGAUCUCAAAACUUCUAAUGGCAUUAAGCCUCCACUGAGGACGCUCAUAGCUUCUGUUGCAGAUGAUGUAGAAGCAAGUGUUGCAAAAGAAGACGCUGCUCACCUGCAGAAACUUGCAACUGUCCAAACUGACGAAGAGGUCACUGCAUCAAUUCUUGGCCAUCUGGAGACCUGGGCUGAGAAGUCACACGCCGAGCUCCGCGACCAGCUUGACGAAGCCUUUGCAGCGAAGAACUGGCACAAGUUGGCCUGGUGGAAGCUGCUCUGGCGUGUCGACGAUGUCACAAUGAUCAGCUCAGAGAUUCUGGAACGACGAUGGCUUGUUUCUGCCGAGAAAAACAGUGUCUAUCUCGCUGGUCGCAUGAAUCAAGCCGGCUAUCCAGACAAGAUUCAACGUCCUAUUGCAUCCAGCAUACCUGAGGCCACAACACAAGACACCGCGCCCACAGCAGAAAACCAACGACUGGACCUCUCGACCACCGUCCGCAAACCCAUGCCUUGGCAUGAGCAAAUCUCCAACGCCCGUACCGACCUCAUCAACGACACCGUUCCCCCCCUCCAAGCCCUCGCACAACGCCUCCUCCUCCAAACCUUCAGCACAACGUCCAUCUCUUCAGCUGCAUCCGCCCUCCUCUACCUCUCCAUGUCCUCCUUCUCGGUCUUCGAAGCCUCGGCCGUCGCAGCCCUCGGCCUCACCUUUUCACUGCGCCGCAUGCAGAAAUUGUGGGAGGGCGCCCGCGAGAGCUGGCAAGCUACCGUCCGCGAAGAAGGCAGACGCACGCUCAAGAGUACGGAGGAAAGGGUAAGGUUUGUUAUCGAGAAUGCGGAGAAGAAGGUGGUGGUUGAGGAGGAGGAUGUGAGGGAGAGGAGGUUGGCGCGGGAGGCUGUGAGGAGGGUGCGUGAGGUUUUGGGGAAGAUGGAGGGGAAAGAAGAGGAGAAGGAGAAGGGACAGGGUGUAUGA
Molecule: messenger RNA, 1920 nt
Organism: Bipolaris victoriae FI3
Lineage: Eukaryota; Fungi; Ascomycota; Dothideomycetes; Pleosporales; Pleosporaceae
Exons: 3
Coding region: 1-1920 (639 amino acids)
Source: RefSeq, a predicted model, not a curated record